This is a messenger RNA of Somion occarium, 1187 nucleotides long. Lineage: Eukaryota; Fungi; Basidiomycota; Agaricomycetes; Polyporales; Cerrenaceae. The record is from the annotation of a GenBank genome assembly.
AGUAAGGGUUUCCCAGGGAUUAGACGGUGCUUUUCAGCUCCGGGAUCCUAUAGCUAGACAGAGAUGCAACGUUCGCGGAUGAGGUUACCCCUGGCCUUCGUGUUAACGGCGCUCUUUCUACCUUGAAGGUGGGGUGAAGCUUCGGCAUACACUUCUGUUUCAAGUGUUUCGGCGUUCAGGGAAGCGGAUAAGCGGAGAUCUUUGGGAUAUCCUUGUGCUAGUUUCAGGGAUUAGUGUGCCAAUCUUUGUGUUAUCCCGUCUCUCACAGCGGCGCAACACCCAAAUCCUACGUUGUAGUUGAUCUAAAGGACACUGAGAUUCUGCUCAUACGCUCUGACCAUGCUGGGAAUCCUCAUCUGUCCCUCACGCCGGGAGCGUCAACGGCGCUCUGAGUUUUACCAGUCUCCCUCUGCCGGCUUGAUUGAUCAUCAACGUUGUAGCCAGAAACAAAUGGAUUCAGUACACUCAUCCGUGCCCCCGACCCCGCCGUUUCCGGACCCUGUACUUUUGUCUAAUCCCUGCCAACCUCAUUUGUCUAGCUCAGAGACGUUCACCGUGACGCAAAGCAGUACAAUGCGCACAUCAGCGCCUGCCCACUGGAAGGUCGACUUAACAGGCGUCCCUGUAGGACCAUGCCAUGUUAUUCAAUUUAUAUUCAUGGUGCUCGGUCUGAUCUCAUUUGGACAUGCCGACCUAGAACCUGUAUGGAAAGUCGCAAUCGCAGAUGAUAAAGACUGGAUAGAGCAAAAGGACCGGUUGGCGGAGAGGAUCAAUGCCAUCACUGUCAUCGCGCGGUUGAUGUUAUCUUCUACUGCCGCUUUCGCUACCACACCGCCUCCUAGCCGGUCAUUACUUGACUACACCGGAUGGGCAAGGUUAGACGAAUGGGCAGUUAAGGAUGCUUUGGAGGGGAAGACGGAGAAUGAAAGGGUGUGGUGAACAAGAAAGAUAUGUGGGAGAUUUGUAGAUGAGUGUUGAUCGUGACGUGCGUACUGCGUGCAUGCAUCCCCGCGACCCGGACAAUGCUAGAUGCCUUUCACAGACCUCGUGGGUCUACACGCUUGUAUUGUAUGUUUUUUCUUCAUGCCGGUCCUGCCGGUUAUCUGAUAGAUGUUGAAAUUACACAUGCGCCUGAUAACCUUGUCCUUUUAUUUAGUUAUAGAAGACGAUCAAAGGAAAACUGGGGC